GACAGAGCCAUGGAGCAGAAGCUUCUUCUCAUCCUCAUGAUCUGUGGAAUAAACUGUGUAACAGGUUUGAACACCUUCAUGGAGUCAUAUAAAAACUUCUACUUUGUGAAUGAAUACAAAACAUUUGCUGAGGCUCAGCAAUACUGCCGAGAGCAUUACAUUGAUCUGGUGACUCUGGAGGACUGGGCAGACAUGAAGGAUCUUCUGGCUCUUGAAAACGUAAUGAGCACUGACUCUGCCUGGAUCGGACUGAGGAAAACAGGUCAUGAGCAGUGGCGCUGGGCUGAUCCAGAGCUUUACAAGGACGGAGAAACUGAAUACAGAAACUGGGGACCACAUGAACCAACUAACGGUGGUGAUGAAUACUGUUCAGUAAUGGACUCUAUCGGAAACUUUCGAGACACAGGCUGUGUGACACCCAGGAACUUCAUAUGCUACCACUCAGACCUCUAUGAAAACUACUCAGAUCAUAGGGAGCGUUUUCACAGUAGUUCCAGUGAUGUGGACGUGCUAUUCUCUGGGAAUUACAACAGUUAUUAA
Messenger RNA from Carassius auratus (goldfish), 540 nucleotides. RefSeq names its product snaclec coagulation factor IX/factor X-binding protein subunit A-like. The transcript has 3 exons. NCBI's taxonomy places the organism in Eukaryota, Metazoa, Chordata, Actinopteri, Cypriniformes, Cyprinidae. The record is from RefSeq and is a predicted model, not a curated record. The coding region runs from base 10 to 540 and encodes 176 amino acids.